AUGCCAUGGCCCACGACGCCAGCUGCUGCAGUCUCACCGGCGAGCCUGCUCCGCCUGCUGUGCUGCCAGCGACCACACUUCCCCGCCGCCACAGCGCCCCCGGCAAGCUUCCGCACCGGUCGGACCACUCUUGCCUUUGCCUGCCACUACUACUACUACUACUACUACUACUACUACUACGACAGGGGCGAGGGCGAGGGCGACGCAUGGGGCGUGGGAGACGCUGCUGCGUACCCACAGGGGAUGGACUGGCGGCAGCCUAUGCUCGCAGCCGGUGGUGCGCCCGGUGCCAGCAGCACCCCGACUCCCGGUCCAGAACACGAGGAGCAUGCCACGCUGUAUGCUGGGCCUGACGCCAGGGUGACGCUGGCCGUGCUUCCGAACGAGGUCCUGCUACACGUCCUGGGCUUCCUGGAUGUGUCUGAUCUGCUGGCCACCUCGAGGACAUCCCACCAGUUCCGCUCCCUGGCCCUCGCCCCGAUCCUCCACCGCCUCCGCCUCCGCCACGCGCGCAACGUCCUCCCGCCGCUGCUGACCAGCCCCUCGCGCCCGACCCUGACGGACCUGAUCCACCGCUCCAUCUUCCUCACCAACACGACGGUGGUGUCCAGGAGGCUCGCGCGCUCGCUGACGGCGAUCCGGCUCUCGCGGCGGCUGGCCGCCCGCCCCGAGCCCGAGGCCCUGGUCGCGCGGUCCGUGCUGCCGCCCGAGUGCGUGCCGUUCGGGUCCGUGGCCCCCGGUUUGGUAGCCAAGAGGCGGGCCGUCGAGCGCGAGCAGGUGCGCGACGGCAUGCGGCGGUGGGUCGGCGGCGUGUGGGAGCGGCGGUGGCGAGAGAAGGCAGAAGACCGGCGCCGGUGGGAGGAGCGAAGCGGCGUGGGCCGCGUGUGGAGGCUUCGGCGCUUCUGGGAGCGCGUCGGAAAGGGCGAGAUACAGGCUGGCUGA
Messenger RNA from Diaporthe citri, 942 nucleotides. RefSeq lists its product as uncharacterized. NCBI's taxonomy places the organism in Eukaryota, Fungi, Ascomycota, Sordariomycetes, Diaporthales, Diaporthaceae. The record is from RefSeq and is a predicted model, not a curated record. The transcript is spliced from 4 exons. Bases 1 to 942 code for a protein of 313 amino acids. Gene Ontology annotation, molecular function: protein binding.